This is a messenger RNA of Helianthus annuus (common sunflower), 2154 nucleotides long. RefSeq names its product pentatricopeptide repeat-containing protein At3g05340. The transcript has a single exon. Gene Ontology annotation, molecular function: protein binding; RNA binding. NCBI's taxonomy places the organism in Eukaryota, Viridiplantae, Streptophyta, Magnoliopsida, Asterales, Asteraceae. The record is from RefSeq and is a predicted model, not a curated record. Gene Ontology annotation, biological process: RNA modification. The coding region runs from base 105 to 2087 and encodes 660 amino acids.
AAGGUAUGACUUGUAGAAAGUUUAAAUAAAAUAAAAAAUUGGAGCAAUUAAGUGAAACCUCCAUACAUUUGUGAGCUGCCAAUCCAAGGUUAUAUAUACAGUGGAUGAAUCCAAUAUGGGUUUUCCGAAAAGUAACAACCAACUUUCCACCAUGGCUGUCCUCUCUCACUUCCUCUUCCUCUUCUUCAUCACCCAAAUUCAUCCUAAACCAAGAACAAUUAUGCCGAUUACUAUCCAUAUCCGGAAGAGAACACAAUUUCAAAAUCGGAUCUUCAAUCCACUGCUCCAUAAUCAAGAACCCACGAUUCCAUAACCCCAUCAACAACCCACACAUUUCCAUUUGGAACUCCCUCUUGUUCUUGUACUCCAAAUGUGCCCACUUGUAUGAUGCACACAAGCUGUUCGACGAAAUGCCUGUGAGAGAUACAAUCUCUUUUAACACAAUCAUAUCAGGGUGUUUCAAGAAAGAAUUGUUUAAUGUUGGGUUUGAUUACUUCAAACUGAUGUAUGGCUCUUCGGGUGCUUAUCGGUUUGAUCGUGGGACGAUUACGACUAUUUUAUCUGUUUGUGAAGGGUGGGAGUUUGUUAAUGUUAGUAAAAUGAUUCAUACAUUGGUUGUUGUUAACGGGUACGAGCGGGAGACUACCGUUGCCAAUGCUUUGAUUACAGCUUAUUUUUGUUGUGGGUGUUCUGGUUUCGGACGACAAGUUUUUGUUGAAACUAGUGAUCGGAAUGUGGUUACAUGGACAGCUAUGAUCUCUGGGCUUGCGCAAAAUCGAUAUUGUGAAGGAAGUUUGAAGGUGUUUGUGGAAAUGCGUAGAGGGGUAGUGUCUCCGAAUACAUUAACAUACCUGAGUUCAUUACUCGCGUGUUCUGGUUUGAACGCGUUUAAAGAAGGGUGUCAAAUACAUGGGCUUGUUUUGAAGUUAGGUAUGAAUACAGAUUUGCAUAUAGAAAGUGCACUUAUGGAUAUGUAUUCUAAAUGCGGUAGUGUGCGAGACGCAUGGCAGAUUUUCGAGUCGGCUCAAGUUCUUGACGAGGUUUCCAUGACAGUGAUUCUCGUUGGUUUUGUGCAAAAUGGGUGCGAGGAAGAAGCGGUUCAGGUUUUUGUGAGAAUGGUGAAAGCGGGGAUCAAGAUUGAUCCGAACAUGGUGUCUGCUAUUCUUGGAGUGUUCGGUGGUGACACUUCCUUAGCUUUCGGUAAGCAAAUCCAGUCUAUGGUUUUAAAAAAAGGGUUUGGUUCAAAUCCGUACGUUAGUAACGGGCUUAUCAACAUGUACUCAAAAUGCGGUGAGUUAGAUGAAUCGGUUAAAGUCUUUGAAAGCAUGGCUUACACGAACGCGGUCUCAUGGAACUCCAUGAUUGCAGCUUAUGCUCGUCAUGGUAAUGCUUCUAAAGCGCUUCAAUUAUAUGAAGAAAUGCGGCAAGAAGGUAUAAAACCAACCGACAUUACCUUUUUAUCUUUGCUUCACGCUUGUAGUCACGUCGGGUUGGUAACCAAAGGCAUGGAGUUUUUAGAAUCCAUGAAAAAUGAGUACGGAAUUAGCCCGAGGAAAGAGCAUUAUGCAUGUAUAGUUGACAUGUUGGGCCGAGCAGGGCUUCUGAAUGAAGCUAAAAGUUUUAUCGAAUCACUACCCGUAAAGCCUGAUGUACAACUUUGGCAAGCGCUGUUAGGCGCGUGUAGUUUUCAUGGUAACGCUGAGAUGGGGAAGUAUGCAGCCGCUCAAUGGUCUGUUGAAGCGCCAGAUAGCCCUGUCCCUUACAUUUUGAUGGCUAAUAUAUAUUCUUCGAAAGGAAGAUGGAAAGAGAGAGCCGAAACCAUUAGAAGGAUGAAGGCGGUAGGGGUGGCGAAGGAUACGGGGACGAGCUGGAUUGAGAUGAAGAAACGAGUGCAUAGCUUUGUUGUCGAUGAUCAUAUGCACCCACAAUCAGAGGUAAUUUUUGAUGCUUUGUUAGUGUUAUUUAGACAUUUGACAGAUGAAGGAUAUGUUCCUGAUAAAAGAUUCAUUCUACGCUACUGGCAUGACGACAACGAUGAUGUAGUAGCUAAUUCUUGCACAAUUAGGAUGAAUAAUCUAGAAGGUUAAUGAAAGAAAUCUUUGGUGUAAUUGAAUUGUAUAAAUUGCAUAAUAUCAGGUGUCAAACUUUACAGUC